UGCACACGCAGUCUCUCUUGACAAUCGCGCCGGAAGAGGAAGCGAACACGUGGGACGCUCUACGGUGGCCGAGGGAGACUAGGGUGCCUGAGCCGGUGUCCCGCAGCACUCGGGCUGUAAAGGGAGCAUCGUUUCUGCAGUGAAGUCCCCAGGAGGGCGACGUGGCCGCCAGCACCAUGGUGAAGGAGCAGUUCCGAGAGACGGAUGUGGCCAAGAAAAUAAGCCACAUCUGUUUUGGAAUGAAGUCCCCAGAAGAGAUGCGCCAACAGGCCCACAUCCAGGUGGUGAGCAAGAACCUGUACAGCCAAGACAACAACCACGCCCCGCUGCUGUACGGGGUGCUGGACCACAGGAUGGGUACGAGCGAGAAGGACCGACCUUGUGAGACCUGCGGGAAGAACCUGGCUGACUGCCUGGGGCACUACGGGUACAUUGACCUAGAGCUGCCGUGUUUCCAUGUGGGCUACUUCCGGGCUGUCAUCGGCAUCUUACAGAUGAUCUGCAAAACCUGCUGCCACAUCCUGCUCUCCAAGGAGGAGAAGCAGCAGUUCCUGGAUCACCUGAAGCGGCCAGGCCUGACCUACCUGCAGAAGCGGGGCCUGAGGAAGAAGGUGUCAGACAAGUGCCGGAAGAAGAGCCUGUGCCACCACUGCGGGGCCUUCAACGGUACCGUGAAGAAGUGUGGCCUCCUGAAGAUCAUCCACGAGAAGUACAAGACCAACAAGAAGGUGGUGGAUCCCAUGGUGUCCAGCUUCCUGCAGUCCUUCGAGACGGCCAUCGAGCAUAACAAGGAGGUCGAGCCACUGCUGGGGAGGGCACAGGAAAACUUGAAUCCCUUGAUAGUUCUGAACUUGUUUAAGAGAAUCCCAACUGAAGAUGUCCCCCUACUGCUCAUGAACCCAGAGGCCGGGAAGCCCUCCGACCUGAUUCUCACCCGGCUUCUGGUGCCUCCCUUGUGCAUCCGCCCCUCCGUCGUGAGUGACUUGAAGUCCGGCACCAAUGAAGAUGACCUGACGAUGAAGUUGACGGAGAUCAUCUUCCUGAACGAUGUGAUUAAAAAGCACCGCAUCUCCGGAGCCAAGACCCAGAUGAUCAUGGAGGACUGGGACUUCCUGCAGCUGCAGUGCGCGCUCUACAUCAACAGCGAGCUCUCGGGCAUCCCCCUCAACAUGGCGCCCAAAAAGUGGACCCGGGGCUUCGUCCAGCGCCUGAAGGGGAAACAGGGUCGGUUCAGAGGCAACCUCUCGGGAAAAAGAGUGGAUUUCUCCGGCAGAACAGUCAUCUCGCCUGACCCCAACCUCCGGAUUGACGAGGUUGCCGUCCCAGUUCACGUGGCCAAAAUCCUGACUUUCCCUGAGAAGGUGAAUAAAGCAAACAUCAACUUUUUAAGAAAACUAGUUCGAAAUGGCCCUGAAGUUCACCCGGGGGCCAACUUCAUCCAGCAGAGACACACGCAGAUGAAAAGGUUUCUGAAAUACGGAAACCGAGAGAAGAUGGCCCAGGAGCUCAAGUACGGUGACAUUGUGGAGCGGCACCUCAUCGACGGGGAUGUGGUACUCUUCAACCGGCAGCCCUCGCUCCACAAGCUGAGCAUCAUGGCGCAUCUGGCCAGGGUGAAGCCCCACCGCACCUUCCGGUUUAACGAGUGUGUCUGCACCCCCUACAAUGCCGACUUUGACGGUGACGAGAUGAACCUUCACCUUCCCCAGACGGAAGAAGCCAAAGCCGAGGCCCUGGUCCUCAUGGGGACGAAAGCAAAUCUUGUGACCCCAAGGAAUGGGGAGCCACUCAUUGCUGCCAUUCAGGAUUUUCUAACAGGGGCCUACCUGCUCACACUCAAGGACACAUUCUUCGACCGAGCCAAGGCCUGCCAGAUAAUCGCUUCCAUACUGGUGGGCAAGGAUGAGAAAGUCAGAGUUCGCCUCCCACACCCUGCCAUCUUGAAGCCAGUCACCCUGUGGACCGGAAAGCAGAUCUUCAGCGUCAUCCUCAGACCCAGCGAUGACAAUCCAGUGAGGGCCAACCUCCGCACCAAGGGCAAGCAGUACUGUGGCAAGGGGGAGGACCUCUGCGUCAAUGAUUCCUACGUCACCAUCCAGAACAGCGAGCUGAUGUGUGGCAGCAUGGACAAAGGAACCCUGGGCUCGGGCUCCAAGAACAACAUCUUCUACAUCCUGCUGCGGGACUGGGGGCAGAAUGAGGCCGCCGAUGCCAUGUCCCGGCUCGCCAGACUGGCCCCCGUCUACCUGUCUAACCGGGGCUUCUCAAUUGGGAUCGGGGAUGUCACGCCUGGCCAGGGCCUGCUGAAGGCCAAGUACGAGCUCCUGAAUGCUGGCUACAAGAAGUGCGAUGAGUACAUUGAGGCCCUGAACACGGGCAAGCUGCAGCAGCAGCCCGGCUGCACCGCCGAAGAGACACUGGAGGCCCUAAUCCUGAAGGAGCUGUCGGUGAUCCGAGACCAUGCAGGCAGCGCCUGCCUCCGAGAGCUGGACAAGAGCAACAGCCCCCUCACCAUGGCGCUGUGUGGAUCCAAAGGCUCCUUCAUCAACAUCUCACAGAUGAUUGCCUGCGUGGGGCAGCAGGCCAUCAGCGGCUCCCGCGUGCCAGACGGCUUUGAAAACAGGUCCUUGCCUCACUUUGAGAAACACUCAAAGCUCCCAGCUGCCAAAGGCUUUGUGGCUAACAGCUUUUACUCUGGUUUAACACCAACUGAAUUUUUCUUCCACACCAUGGCUGGCCGGGAAGGCUUAGUAGACACAGCUGUGAAGACAGCGGAAACUGGAUACAUGCAGAGACGGCUUGUCAAGUCCCUCGAAGACCUCUGCUCCCAGUACGACCUGACAGUCCGCAGCUCCACUGGCGACAUCAUCCAGUUCAUUUACGGGGGAGAUGGCUUAGACCCUGCAGCCAUGGAGGGCAAGGAUGAGCCGCUGGAGUUUAAAAGGGUUCUGGACAACAUCAGAGCUGUCUACCCCUGUCCAAGCGAGCCUGCUCUCAGCAAGAAUGACCUGGCCCUGUCCUCUGAGGCUAUCAUGAAAAAGAGCGAGUUCCUGUGCUGCCAGGACAGCUUCCUGCAGGAGAUAAAGAAAUUCAUUAAGGGGGUUUCUGAGAAGAUCAAGAAAACCAGAGACAAAUACGGCAUCAAUGAUAAUGGCACAACGGAGCCCCGCGUGCUGUAUCAGUUGGACCGGAUCACGCCCACCCAGCUUGAGAAGUUCCUGGAGACCUGCAGGGACAAGUACAUGAGGGCACAGAUGGAGCCGGGUUCUGCCGUGGGUGCCCUGUGCGCACAGAGCAUCGGUGAGCCAGGCACCCAGAUGACCCUGAAGACCUUCCACUUCGCAGGCGUGGCCUCCAUGAACAUCACCCUGGGCGUGCCCCGGAUCAAAGAGAUCAUCAACGCCUCCAAGGCCAUCAGCACUCCAAUCAUCACGGCCCAGCUAGACAAGGAUGAUGACGCCGAUUACGCCCGCCUCGUGAAAGGCAGGAUUGAGAAAACCCUCCUGGGGGAGGUGAACGCCGAGUCAGUGCGCUACUCCAUCUGCACCUCCAAGCUGCGUGUGAAGCCCGGCGACGUGGCUGUGCACGGCGAGGCCGUGGUGUGCAUCACCCCCCGCGAGAGCAGCAAGAGCUCCAUGUACUACGUGCUACAGUUCCUGAAGGAGGACCUCCCCAAGGUGGUGGUACAGGGCAUCCCUGAGGUGUCCAGAGCCGUCAUCCACAUCGACGAGCAGAGCGGGAAGGAGAAGUACAAGCUGCUGGUGGAGGGUGACAACCUGCGGGCGGUCAUGGCCACCCACGGCGUGAAGGGUACCCGGACCACUUCCAACAACACCUACGAGGUGGAGAAGACCCUGGGCAUCGAGGCAGCCCGGACGACCAUCAUCAAUGAGAUCCAGUACACGAUGGUCAACCACGGCAUGAGCAUCGACCGUAGGCACGUGAUGCUGCUGUCCGACCUCAUGACAUACAAGGGUGAAGUCCUGGGCAUCACCAGGUUCGGCCUGGCCAAGAUGAAGGAGAGCGUGCUGAUGCUGGCCUCCUUCGAGAAGACGGCCGACCACCUCUUUGAUGCUGCCUACUUCGGGCAAAAGGACUCCGUGUGUGGGGUGUCCGAGUGCAUCAUCAUGGGGAUCCCCAUGAACAUUGGAACCGGGCUCUUCAAGCUACUGCACAAAGCCAACAGGGACCCCAACCCUCCCCAGAGACCCCUGAUCUUCGACACAAAUGAGUUCCACAUCCCCCUGGUCACAUAGUCUCCAUGCUGCUCUUGUCCUGUGGGCAGCUGACACCGAAGCCCAAGGCCCUGCCUAUGCUGGUGGCUGCAGGAGGCCCCUGCUGUCCCCAGGAGUGGCUCCUCAGGCCGGGAAGCGCGUAGCCGGCCUGCCUCCACCAACAGACUGAGAAGAACAGGGUUCGGCUGUUUGUUGCCUGUCUGGGGUCUCAGCACCAGCCGGGACACGGGAGAAGGUCCCCACAGCCUCGCUCCGCCAGUCAGUCACCCUGAUGUGAGCCGGGUCUGACCCCUCGAGGGCUGGGACGCUGUCCAGGUUUUCCAACCCUCAGUUAUGCUGAAAUCACCAUGUCCUCCUGUAAAUAGUGUCAUUUAUUUGUCCACUUGGGGAUUUGGGGGCUUGGUUGCUUUGUUUCAUUUUGGAAUCCAGGAACCUAGAGAAACCAAGAAAGCCAUCGUGAAGUGGCACUGAGAAACCG
Molecule: messenger RNA, 4713 nt
Organism: Heterocephalus glaber (naked mole-rat)
Lineage: Eukaryota; Metazoa; Chordata; Mammalia; Rodentia; Bathyergidae
Gene: Polr3a
Product: RNA polymerase III subunit A
Biological process (GO): DNA-templated transcription
Molecular function (GO): DNA-directed RNA polymerase activity; DNA binding
Source: RefSeq, a predicted model, not a curated record